Asparagus officinalis (garden asparagus) is the source of this 2755-nucleotide messenger RNA. RefSeq lists its product as uncharacterized. Lineage: Eukaryota; Viridiplantae; Streptophyta; Magnoliopsida; Asparagales; Asparagaceae. The transcript is spliced from 4 exons. Bases 171 to 1853 code for a protein of 560 amino acids. The record is from RefSeq and is a predicted model, not a curated record.
AAAAAAAAAAGAAAAAAAAAACAGUAUCGAACCCCAACCUCCACCCCCAAUGGCGGAAGGGGACACCCUUCGCUCCAUCUUCGUCGACACCAACCUCGAUACCCAUCUCGCCGUUGCCUUUUCUCCCGACGACACGGUCGCCGAUCUCAAAGGAAAGAUAAGGAGUGAGCAUGCUCUUUGCUUUCCAGAAAUUGGCAAAGUUUCCGUCAAUUCAGUUCAGGUGUAUAUCCACAACUCUUCAUGAAAUCUGGAAGUUUCGAUACACUUACUACGUCAGGCGGAGGGAAUCUUUCUAUAAUAUGUCUGAUGCAAUGCUUGUUAAAAGUGCUUUCAGUGGGAUCAAGGGUGAUUGGUUUCUUCAUGUUAAUCUUAUACCAAUUACCGCGGGGGUCAAGGAUCAAGAGUGUGCCAUGAAUGGGUUGUCAACUCAGAAGGAUCUCAUUCAAACUUCAAUCUCCAAUAUUCAUGGAACUGAAACAUUGCCGGAUUCUGUUCUACAAAAGCAAGCACGCCAAGGCAAUUCAUUAUUGCUGAAUGCCAGCAAUCUUCAAACUCAAGACUUAGUUGUUUCUUCCAAUGAUAAGCUUGUAUCAGAUGAUAAAAAUGUCGCUGAUAACAAAACAAAAAUGGAUGAAAAGGAGGAUAAUCAUGGAGACGUUGCUGCUGGAGCUCAGGAGGAUGUCCCUGCUGUUGCUACUAGCAAAGAAAAAUCUAGGAAAAGGAGUGGUGUCUCACAAAAUGACCCAUUGCCGGUUGAAAAGAAAAAGCGUAAGAAGGAAAAGGAUCAGUCUCUUAAGGAGCCAGACGAGGAUCAAGUUACAGGACACGAAGUUGAAAGUGGUAAUCAAAGUGAAGAGUUGCCUCAAUUGAAAGAGGUUGUUCCUAAUCAGAAAUCUUCAGAAGGAUUUCCUAGUAAAAUAUCUCAUGUUGACUCGGUGCAGCAAACUCAUGUCGAUGUUAAGAAGAAAAGGAAAAAGAAAAAGCAUGUAUCAGAAAGUGAUGAGGCUGCCCGAGAUGACCUAGUUGAUAAAUCACUGAAUAAAGCUGAUGCUGCACUAGGAAAGCAAGCUGCUGAAGAUAAUCAUGUACAAGUAGAUAAGGAUCUUCCAGCAAACUUACACCACAGCAGGAAAAAGGCUAGAGCUGGACAAGAAAAUUCAAGCAAACAUGAUGCUCUUGAUUCUUCUGGAAAACCAGUAAAUGGAGAGAAUGGAGCAUCUGAAAACAGCCAUGAUAAAUUAAAUAAAUUCUCUGCUAUUGGCAUAGAAGAAGAAAAUCUGGGUAAUGAAGAUCCCUCCAAGAUUAGUGCCAAAAGUUCGCUGCAAAGAAGAAAGAAAAAAAGUGAAAUGGCUAAUGCUCAGCCUAACACACAUGAAACUCAGUAUAAAGCGUCAAACACCCAAGCUCUUGAAGCUUCUAUUGCAGUUGAAGCUACAGUUCCUUCCAAUCUUAAUGACAAGAAGUCAAAACAUAAUAAGAAAAGAUUGGAAAAGAUAGAAAAAGUCACUAAGGAGAAGCCAAGAGAAUGUUUGAAAGGUGAUCAUAUUCAACAUGAAGGUGAAAAACCAGAGGCAGAUGGUUUUAGAGCAGUUGCAGUUGUUGCAAAUCCUGCAACGAUUGAUUCGACAAUUGUUUUGAACCCUGGUGACAAGAAGUCAAAGCUCAGUAGGAGGAAGACGGAGAAAACUGAAUAUGCUAGAAAAGAAUCUUUCAAGAGCAAAGCUACCGAUAGUUCCGUGAAAGAGACCAGUAAAGAGAUCAGGGAAGAUACAACAGAAACAAAUCUAAGAGAGGCCGCAGAUAUAAUAAUCAACCUUCGAGACGCCUCUGGAGAACAAAAGAAAAGAGGAUAAAUGUGCAGUGCCAGGUAUGAGACGAGAGACCCAUUAUCUGAAAUUUAGUGUAUUCGUGAAUAAAUCUCACAAUUUCUGUGUUUAUAUGAUGUUCGCCACCAAGCCUUUUUAGAUGUUCGUUUGUUUAUUUUACCGUAUUCUUUUAAAGAGGGCCAUCCUUGAUAUACUUCUCUACUGAUUUAUUUGCCUACCAAAUCCCACUUUGGCUUGACCAAUGGAUAAUCUAGUUUCUCUCUCGCAUUCUUAUUAUAUGGCAUAUUAAUUAAGAGCCGUCAGCUAUACCUAUCCUCUUAUAAGGCUUUUAUACUCUUGACUAAUCUGAAUUACAACCAGAAGUUAUCUUUGUUUGGUAAUUUUUCAGUUGAAGCUAAAUAUAACUUUUGGUUCUUUUGUUUUGAUGAUUCAUUCUUCUUUUUCUAUAAUAUGGUGGUGUUUAAAAAGAGAUGCUAAUUGUUCUUUUCCCUUUCUUGAGUUGAUUUUUUUGUAGGCCGAGACUGCUGAAAAUGAUGCUAAUGCGACGAGGGAUAAUGUGAUUUGGAGUAUGCCUAUUUUGUGGAUAGAGAAACUACUGGUCUUUUGGUGUACUCUAGAGUACAAACUUGUGCUGUUCGUUUUGGUAAAGCGAGUACUUGAACACCGAAUGAAUAAGAGUUGGUAGAUCAACUAAGAAGUAAGGUCAUCUUUUGUAGGUUAUCUUUUUGUGUUGUAUGCACAUCAUGUCGAAUGGAUGAUCUCCUCUUUUUUGUUGUAUCACUCAUCUUUGAUGGAGGCUUGGUAUCUCCUCCUGCCGUCGCUAAUCUCACAGAAAAUAUGUGGUUUGUAACGUAUUUUGCAUCCCUGUUUGACUUCAUGGGUGUCCUAACAUAACUUCAUCUUUUUAACAAGUUUGGUUUUAGAUAUCU